Messenger RNA from Magnolia sinica, 3327 nucleotides. RefSeq names its product zinc finger CCCH domain-containing protein 55-like. The record is from RefSeq and is a predicted model, not a curated record. The coding region runs from base 270 to 3032 and encodes 920 amino acids. Gene Ontology annotation, molecular function: metal ion binding. The transcript has 3 exons. NCBI's taxonomy places the organism in Eukaryota, Viridiplantae, Streptophyta, Magnoliopsida, Magnoliales, Magnoliaceae.
AAAAUUUUAAUAAAAUUGUAAAAAUCUUACAAUUUACGAUACGAUUUGCGAUUCAAUAUGAUUCAAUCCCUACCACGAUUUGCGAUACAAUAACGAUUUUGACAACAUUGGUUACAAAGAAUAUCUUUGCAGCUUAAUUUUUAUCCUUAAACCUCAUUCAGUACUAGCCUGGUUUAUUUUUUGCAGAGUUCUAUAAGAAGUGAGCUUACAUUUUAAUUGUGGGCUCUUCUUAGCGUUACGUAUUUUGGGCCGUUGGAAGCUUAGCAAUCAUGGAGUCCACUUCUUUAGAAGAAAAUACGAUGAUUGAAGAUGAGGGGAAACAGACUUCUAAAUGGGAUUUAGCAGCUGAAAUCGUACAAGAUCACACUCAACCUGGGGAAGCAGGUGAAUCUUGUCAGGAUAAAGAAACUGAUUCAGUGUGGGAAUCUUCCAAGGGUGCUGGUAGUGAUGUCCCAAAGUGGCCUGGCAUUGAAGCUGACAAUAAUACUAUGUCAAAAGAAUUUUCUGGAUGGUCAAAAUGGGAAAAUAUGCCUGGAAACAAGGAUGAAGGAAAAGGUGGCGAUGUCAACAGGGAUGGCGAGGAGAUUAUGCCAACCACAAGGAUGGAUUGUGGAGAUCGGAGCUGGGGUAAGAGUAUACCUCUGGAUCCUGAUGCUUGGAGGCGACGGAGUCGGAGUCCAUCUCCAAAGAGUGGGUGGAGCAGGUCACGCAGGACUAGAAGCAGGAGCCCUUCUCAUGGUUUUAAGCAUGAGACAGAUGGAUGGAAGGACCGGAGUAGAAGUAGAACCGGAGGUUCAACAGCACCAUGUAGGAAUUUUGCAGUGGGAAGAUGCAGAAGGGGAAGUCAAUGCAGGUUUCUUCAUCAGGAUGUGCAUGAUCAUGAUGAUCGGAGGUAUGGUGGGGGGUCUGCAGAAAACCGGGCAAGUAGACAAGAGGAGGGAGGGUCUCCAGGGCAUGCCAGUGAUGAAGCGUUUACUGAUUCACAUGAGCAAGGGAAGCAUUAUGAUGUGCACGGGAGUCGCUAUGAUGGACAUCCUGAGAAGCAUGAAUCGCAGAGGAGCACCAGAUCAUCCGAACUCUGCAACAAUUUUUUGAAAGGCAGAUGCCACAGAGGGUCAGCAUGCAGAUUUGUCCAUGAUAGUGCUUCUGCUGAUGGAUACAAUGAGUGGUCGUCAAAAGCAGGGAAAAGAGAAAGGCCCCAUGACAUGAGAGAGCCUGACGACUCCUUUGGACGUGAUUGGAGGCAUGAAACCCGCCGGAAUAGUGAUAUUCCUUGCAAGUACUUUGCUGGAGGUCAUUGCCGCAGUGGAGAAAACUGCAAGUUCUCUCAUAAUGCUCCAGUGGUUGAUAGCCCUGAAGGAAGGUCUCGCGGUGAUAAGUUUAGUCAUGAAUUGGUUAGUGAGAAUCGAUCAUGGGAUGGCCCAAAAUGGAGUGAAAGACCAGAUGCCCGACAUGCACACAGUUCCCCUCAGCGGAGGAAUGACAAUAAUGGUGCAGGGGUGAGCGCAUCUGAGAGUCGAUCUUGGGAUGGUCCAAAAUGGAGUGACAAAGCACCUGGCAAAAACACAUCUAAUUCCUCUCAGCGGAGCAAGGAUGGUGUUGGAUGGGGUAUGGAAGAGUCACGAUGUAAUCCUGAAGAUCUGCAAUCUCAAAAUCCUAAAGAAGACAUGAAACAUGAAAUUUCACCGAAAGUUGUCACUGAGACCAUUUUACCCACCUGCAAACAGAAUCUAACUCAACAAGUUUCAGGCCAACAACAACAUGUUCUGACUGGCAUGAUGCAAGUGGUUGCAUCUGAAAAUGCGCAUAUUCAACAGUAUCCUGGUCAGAAUGGACAGAGGCAACAAAUACCCACUCCAUCUGUUGUUCAGAGCUUUAACCCAAAUACGCAGAGUCAACAGAUAGGCUUUCCACCCCCAAAUAUGCAAAGCUUAAACUCAAAUGGGCAGAAUCAACAAAUUGUCCCUCCAAUUCGAAAUGAACAGAACUUCAACCCAAAUGGUCUGAGCCAGCAGACAAUCCCUCAGCCUCUUUUAAACAAGAAACCCGAUCUAGCAGAUGCAAAUAUGUCACCGGUAACUUCUGGAACUCCGACCGCCCCAAAUGCAGCAAUCAGCAAGCAGGUUCCUCAAUUGACGAAUCUUUCAGCAUCCCUAGCACAGAUACUUGGAAAUGGGCUAUAUGCCUCUCUAAAUCAUCUCAGUGCCACCGGAGUGGUGCCGUCUCUCCCCUAUCCUCAUCCUAACUCUGCAAAUCCUCUUGCACAGACAGCAGCUCAUGUUCAGCCUAAUCAAGUGUCUUGGUCCCAAAAGCAGUAUGAUCCCAUAUGUGAUAGCAUAGAGCCUGUAAAGCUGGACAUCAAUGAUCGGCCUCCAGGUUUCCCACUAAAUCCCCAUGAACAGACUGCUGUUGAAGAAUCACAAGCAUCUGUGUUGACUUUGGCCCCACCUGCUACUGGCAGGCCCAAUGAUGGUGAUCGUCACAGGAGUGGUGGUAGUUUGGAGGAGAAUCUGCAUCAGAAUCGAGAGCUUAAGAGUCGGGAUCCUAGGGCUAAGAGUGUUGGUGAACAGCAAACAGGCCAAAGUGAGAAGGAACAGAAAAUGGGCCAAAGUGAGAAGGAACAACACAUGAGGCAAAGCGAGAAGGAAUGGCAGACUGGGCAAAGUGAGAAGGCACAGCAAACCGGUGAAAGCGAGAAGGAACAGCAAACGGGCCAUUCGAAGGACAUGGAUGCAGACUGUGAGGCUGAUGAAGAGGGUAAGAGAAGCAAAGAUGAGAAGGGGAUGAGGUUGUUCAAAUUUGCGCUCGUUGAGUUUGUUAAGGAGCUCCUAAAACCGGCUUGGAAGGAAGGCCACUUGAGUAGGGAAGCGCACAAAACCAUAGUGAAGAAAGUUGUUGAUAAAGUUACUGGUGCAAUACAGCCCCCUCAAAUCCCUCAGACACAAGAGAAGGUAGACCUUUACCUGUCGCAUUCCAAAACCAAGCUUACCAAACUUGUACAGGCAUACGUGAGCAAAUAUUCAAAGACUUGAGAAUGUGCUUGAAACCUAUGUUACAUUCUCUCCCUCUCCCUCCCUCCCUCCCUCCCUCCCUCUCUCUGUGUAUCAACAAGACAGUUAAAAUAUUUCUUUCUUUUUCUUUUUUCUUUUUAUUAUGUGUAGAAGCUUAAAAGACAAUAGCGGCAUAGAAUUUUACGGGUCUGGAUCCCUUGGCCUCGCAGUUGAGGGACAAGCUCACUACUGAUUAGGCAGGCUUGAGAUUGGUGUUGAAUCUUUGUUUCUGAUACUGCAAGUUUUGUAAAUUCAAGUUCAGUUUCUCCCCUCUCAA